Molecule: messenger RNA, 1686 nt
Organism: Prunus persica (peach)
Lineage: Eukaryota; Viridiplantae; Streptophyta; Magnoliopsida; Rosales; Rosaceae
Product: formamidopyrimidine-DNA glycosylase
Exons: 10
Coding region: 189-1400 (403 amino acids)
Biological process (GO): base-excision repair
Cellular component (GO): nucleus
Molecular function (GO): zinc ion binding; oxidized purine nucleobase lesion DNA N-glycosylase activity; DNA-(apurinic or apyrimidinic site) endonuclease activity
Source: RefSeq, a predicted model, not a curated record
CCAUCACACAGCCAUUUUCUUACACAUCAACGGUUCAUAUUCCAAACACUCAUGCACCAACCGCGCCAGAUUCCACCUUACUCCACUUUGACAACCCCACAAAACCCCAAACCUCCAUUGGAUACUCACUCCACCCUCACUCUGUCACACAGACUCCACCAGAAAAGCGCGCGAACCGAAGCGACGAAAUGCCAGAGCUACCGGAGGUGGAGGCGGCGCGGAGGGCCAUAGAGGAAAACUGUCUGGGGAAGAAGAUAACGAAAGCGCUCAUCGCCGAUGACCCCAAAGUCAUCGACGGAGUUUCUCGCGCUGACUUCGAGGCGUCGCUCUUGGGAAAGACCAUCGUCUCUGCUCACCGCAAGGGCAAGAACUUAUGGCUCCGCCUCGACUCUCCUCCUUUCCCUUCCUUCCAAUUCGGGAUGGCGGGUGCUAUAUAUAUUAAAGGGGUCGCGGUCACGAAAUAUAAGAGGUCUGCUGUAAAGGACACUGAUGAGUGGCCUUCCAAGUAUUCCAAGUUAUUUGUUGAACUGGAUGAUGGUCUGGAGUUCUCUUUCACUGACAAGAGGCGAUUUGCUAGAGUCCGCUUGCUCAAAGAUCCAGCAUCUGUGCCCCCCAUAUCUGAGCUUGGGCCUGAUGCUCUCUUGGAGCCUAUGACAGGGGAUGAACUUUUUGAAUCCUUGAGCAAGAAGAAAAUUGCAAUUAAGACUCUAUUGCUUGAUCAGAGUUACAUUUCAGGAAUUGGAAAUUGGGUUGCUGAUGAAGUACUAUACCAAGCAAGAAUUCAUCCAGAGCAAAGUGCUGCCAGCUUGUCGAAAGAAAAUUAUGGAAAUUUGCACAAGAGCAUCAAAGAGGUUAUCGAAAAAUCACUUGAAGUUGGGGCAGAUAGUAGUCAAUUUCCAAGUAAUUGGAUUUUUCAUUCCCGUGAAAAGAAGCCUGGAAAGGCUUUUGUUGAUGGGAGGAAAAUUGACUUUAUCACGGUUGGUGGCAGGACUACAGCGUAUGUACCAGAGCUUCAGAAGUUAAGUGGACAGCAAGCUGCCAGAGCAGGGAGUAAACAAGCUAACAAGAGAAAAGGGCAUGGUGAUGGUGUCAAGGAUGAUGUUAAUGAAGCAGCGAGUGAUGAAGAAGUUAAUGGAAGUGUGCAGUCAAAGAAAGGGAGGAAGCCUAGAGGUCAAGGUAAUAAGUCAUCAGCUAAAAGAAAAUCUAAAGAGAGUGAUGAUGAAGACAAUGCCAAUGACAGUGAGGAUGAUGACGAUGAUGACAAUGAUGAUCAUCAUGAUGAAGAUCAAAAGAAUAAAACAAGAAAAGUGACCAAUAAUAAGCAAUCCAAGGUGGAGAAGACAUCAAAGAAAACAGUCCAGACCAGUCAGAAUAGUAAGAAGAAGAAGAAAGCAAAAUAGGUAGCUACCGAGAUAUAUUCAACACCUAUGAUGCGAAGCCCAGCUCUUUUUGGAAGUACGGGAUGAUGGGCGUACAAGUGGAUUCAGUUUUUGUAACUAACUCUACCCAGGGGAUUCAGUUAUUGCAGCUAACUCUAGCCAGUAGUAAGCCUUUUUUUAUCAUGAAAUUGGCCAGUGCUAAUUAUGUGGUUAUAUUAAUGACUUCCAUUAUGUAUUAUAUGCGCAAUUGUUGUUGGAAAUACUCUCUUUGCUUGCACCUAAAGUAGUGGUUUUCCCCUAAUGAAAA